AUCACGCUGACUUUGGGAAGCGCGCGCCGACGCAGUAGCAAGGGUCGUGCGGCUGGGAAGGAAGCGAGCUUCUUAGGCGUAAGGGCCGAGCCAGCAGUUGGUUGGUGCUCAGGCCCCUGCCGUGGCGGCAGGUCCCUCCACGUGCUUUCGGCAGCGACAUGGAGCUGGAGGAGUUGGGAAUCCGAGAGGAAUGUGGCGUCUUCGGAUGCAUCGCCUCAGGAGAGUGGCCCACGCAGCUAGAUGUACCGCAUGUGAUCACUCUGGGACUUGUGGGGCUGCAGCACCGGGGUCAGGAGAGUGCUGGUAUUGUGACCAGUGAUGGGAAUUCAGUACCAACAUUCAAAACACACAAGGGAAUGGGUCUUGUAAAUCACGUCUUUUCUCAAGACAAUUUGAAGAAAUUAUAUAUUUCAAACCUUGGAAUUGGACACACGAGAUACGCCACUACAGGAAACUGUGAAUUAGAAAACUGUCAGCCCUUUGUUGUUGAAACACUUCAUGGGAAAAUAGCUGUGGCACAUAAUGGCGAAUUGGUAAAUGCUACUCAAUUAAGGAAAAAGCUUCUGCGGCAUGGUAUCGGUUUGUCAACAAGUUCUGAUAGUGAAAUGAUUACCCAGUUACUGGCAUAUACACCUCCUCAGGAACAAGAUGGCACCCCAGAUUGGGUAGCAAGGAUUAAAAACUUAAUGAAGGAAGCACCCACAGCAUAUUCCCUGCUUAUAAUGCAUAGAGAUGUUAUUUAUGCAGUACGAGAUCCUUAUGGAAAUCGCCCUCUAUGCAUUGGACGUCUUAUUCCUGUAUCUGAUAUAAAUGAUAAAGAGAAAAAAUCUUCAGAAACAGAAGGAUGGGUGGUGUCUUCAGAAUCUUGUAGCUUUUUAUCAAUUGGUGCAAGAUAUUACCGCGAAGUCUUGCCUGGAGAAAUUGUGGAAAUAACCAAACGUAGUAUCCAAACUCUUGAUAUUAUACCAAGGUCUGAAGGAAACCCGAUGGCUUUUUGUAUCUUUGAAUAUGUUUAUUUUGCAAGACCAGAUAGUAUAUUUGAAGACCAAAUGGUUUACACAGUAAGAUACCGUUGUGGUCAGCAGCUGGCAAUUGAGGCACCAGUGGAUGCAGAUUUGGUUAGCACUGUUCCGGAAUCCGCGACGCCCGCUGCUCUGGGUUAUGCAGCAAAGUGUGGGCUUCCGUAUGUGGAGGUGCUGUGUAAAAACCGGUAUGUAGGAAGAACCUUUAUUCAGCCAAACAUGAGGUUAAGACAACUUGGUGUUGCAAAAAAAUUUGGAGUAUUGUCGGACAACUUUAAAGGCAAAAGAAUUGUUCUUAUAGAUGAUUCAAUUGUGAGAGGCAAUACCAUCUCACCCAUAAUCAAAUUGCUCAAAGAAUCUGGUGCAAAAGAGGUACACAUUCGAGUAGCUUCACCACCAAUUAGAUACCCAUGCUUUAUGGGAAUAAACAUACCAACAAAAGAAGAGCUUAUUGCCAAUAAACCUGAAUUUGAACAUCUUGCAAAAUAUCUGGGCGCAAACAGUGUUGUAUAUCUGUCAGUGGGAGGACUAGUUUCAUCUGUACAAGAAGGGAUAAAGUUUAAAAACCAGAAAGUGGAAAAGCAGGAUAUUAUGAUUCAAGAAAAUGGCAAUGGUCUGGAAUGCUUUGAAAAUAAUGGUCAUUGUACAGCUUGUCUCACUGGAAAAUACCCUGUGGAAUUGGAAUGGUAGUUGAAAAUAUAAAGUUUCAAAUAUAAAGUUGGUCAAGAAGUUAUAAUGGUGGUUACACCCUGUCCAUUUAACUGUUACUCCCUUGGUCAGUGUAAAAUGCUUAUGUUUACCUUUAUAUGUUUUGAGAUUUCUUUUCUAAAAAGAGUACCAAAGUGCUAUGCUUUCCUUAAUAAUCCUAGAUAAAUAUUUGGAUGAUCCUUUCAGUUUUGUUUAGUAGUUUAGUACUUUGAGGCCACCAGUUAUGAGAUCAUACACAUUUAAGUUCGUAUCAGCAACAAUAAUGCAAAGAAUAGGUAAAUUUCUGUUUUAGUAGGGAUUGCCAGGCACUAUACCUUCCCACAGAUUCUUAAAAAAUUUUGUGGAAUGCUUCUUGAGAGUUACUGCAAUUCAAUUGUAGAGUAUUUUCAUAAGUGAACCUUGCUGAUUGCAUAUAAUACAACACUUUUUUGUGGGGUUUUUGUCUGUUUGUUUGUUUGUUUGUUUGUUUUUUACACACAAGCUUUAGCUAGCCUUUUUCACCUGGUCAGAGAAGGCAGGUGGUAAGUGGCAUUUUCCAGGUCCAUGCUUUAAGAUGGUGUGAUGCAAACAGGACAUGAGUUAAGUAUAACAUACACACAAACUAUGAAUCCAUUAUGUCCCAGAAGUAUCAAGCCUCUAGAGUUCUCAGUGUGGUUUUGACCUUGGCUUCCCUGCCUAACUUUGGACAAAUCUUAAAACAACAACAAUAAGUACAUGCCUUUUUGUGCCUCAUCUUUCCUGCCUGUGCAGCAGGGUACUAAUAGUACUAAAUUAAAUAAUUAAGAGGAAUGUGAAAAAGUGUCAAACGUUUUGUAGUGGUUAGAGCCAUCAUUUCUCUCUUCAAUUUUAAGAUAGUGCAUGAUUAUUAGCUUUUGAAAUGUUGGCUGUUAUUCUGAAAUUGAGAUUUCAUUAUGAUGAAGGGAAACAUACAGUUCAGCAGUGCUUUUCCACCUGUCUUUGAGAUGUCCUAAGGAUGAUUGUAAAAACAUGUCUGUGGAAAGUGUUUUUCUGCAUUUGACUAUGAAGUAUGAUCUAUAUACUACUAGUGCCCCUAUAGUAUAAGCCCAGCCAGUAACCUCGUAUAUUUGAAGGAGAAGAUAAAUUUUUAGAUUCUAACAACCCUUUUAUCUUUAUUAAUUAUAUGUUCUUUUAAUGAAGUGCUGGAUCAUUUACAAACAUAUACAUAUAUAUGUACAAAUACAGAUAUAUCAUUGCAAUUAAAUGAUCAAAUACAAACCCUGUAGGGGCCAAUUUUGUUUAAGAAUCAAGGUGAAAAGCUAUUUUGGAAUUAGCAUGCCCGUCUGAUUCUAAGCAUCACCUUAUUACUUCUUUCCACUUUAUUUUAUUGGGAUCUAACAAACACAGGCUUUUUUAAGUGUUUUCAUGUAACAUCUGAGAUUUAAAAUUUCAAGAUGAUUGCCCUCAACUCCUGUUUAUGUAAAAUUUUUUUAAAAACAUAAAAGUGUUUGUUUCUGCAUUAUUGUUACCUUAAUUUGAUGUACAUAGUGUCCAAAUCCAUUUAGGAAUAUUUAUUAAUAACUGAAAUCCUCUCUUCAUUUGGUAUAUAACCUCACAGGUUUUAUUAUGGCAGGCCAAGAUAAAAUCUUGACAGCUAUUUAAGCCAUGUGCAGCAGGCUGCAGCGGUUUAGAUAACGCUGUGGCAAUGGCACAAGCAAAUUGACAUUUGAAUAAAGCCCUGGGACCACUUGAGUGUAUAGCCUCUUGUCUUAAAUGUAUUCCUCAUAUCAGCGUGGAGGAAGCAAGACCUGUGGGUCAAUUUUGAAUUGGCCUUACUUAUAUUUGAUUUUUAAAAACAAGAGACUCAGGGAAAGUACUAAACCAAAAUCUCUGAUUUGACUUUUGUGUUUUCCAUAGUUUUUGUCUCCCAUUGUUUUUAUUUUGUUUUAUUGAGAUGCUUUUAUAAAGAAAUAUGGGACUGUGAGAGUUCGGUUAUUCUACAAAUUUCUUAAUGUUUCUCCAUCAUGGCCUUUUAUUUCACAAGUUUCAGAAGUCUGAAUUAAAUUGCAGUUUUUUACAUUUAAUCUCAAAUGUUAACUUUUAAAUAAGCAGAUUGCUGAAAAUUACAAAGAAGAUGAAAAGUGUUUUCACAAGAUCUAUAUUGCUGUAAAUUAAACUAAGCCUACUUUUUUGUGACUUCAUUGUGAUGUGUUGGUGACAAAUAUAUGUAAUAAGUGUGUUUAAA
Molecule: messenger RNA, 3933 nt
Organism: Suricata suricatta (meerkat)
Lineage: Eukaryota; Metazoa; Chordata; Mammalia; Carnivora; Herpestidae
Gene: PPAT
Product: phosphoribosyl pyrophosphate amidotransferase
Exons: 11
Coding region: 159-1712 (517 amino acids)
Biological process (GO): purine nucleotide biosynthetic process; purine nucleobase biosynthetic process
Molecular function (GO): amidophosphoribosyltransferase activity
Source: RefSeq, a predicted model, not a curated record